AAACUAUGUCCAUGAAAAUAGCAAGCAUGAUGUUCGAAGGUUUGUCCACAUAACUCAGGGCUUAUCUGAGGUUUUCCAUGUCAUGCAGAACAGCUCCUUCAUAAUUAAUCUGUGCAAAUUCUGUAGAAUUAUGAUCAGAAAGAAGCUUCCUAUUUUUUACUUCCAUUUUUUUUAUAUGAUCAUAAUAUAUUUCCCCUUGUUGAUUUUUAAUCUUAUAGGCAAGUGAUAACUUCUCCAUUGUGAGACAGAGAAUGAACUUCAACCUUUUAAAAAGGAAGCAGAGUAGAAAUAUCAAUAUCAAUAUAAUUGAAUACCUUCUGAACCCCUCCUACUUACAUAGCAUUCUACUGUAGGUUACAAAGCGACACUUCUUUGCCUUCAAUGUACUUAUAAGUAAUUCAGAAAAUAAAAUAUACAGGAAAAAAUAGUAACACAAGGUACUUCAUUGUUCAAGAAUUAUAGCAAAGCAGUUGUUCAUUCGUUCAACAAAUAGUUAUUGAGCGCCUGCUAUAUGCUAAGCACUCUGCUGAAUGCUGAGUGUUUAAAACAUGAAGAAGCUUAAAAAUAGAAAUGGUCACAGGGAAAUGUGGCUGGAGAGUUAGGGAAAGAUUGGGUGAUGUAAGGCCGUGUUCUCUAUCCUAAGAACAAUGGGAAGACAUUGAAGGUUUUCUAACAAGGGGUUGACAUAAUCAACUGUGUAUUUUUAAAAGAUCACUCUAAAUGCCAUAAGAAUACAUUGGUGGGAAACAACAUGUGAGAUGGGAGACAGAAAACAUCCAAGUAGUGUUCCAUGCAGCAGACAAGGUCUUAGUAGCGAAGGUGUGGGUCCUGGAGGAGGAGAAGGAAGAGGGAGAUAGAGAAAGAAAAGGGACAAAGUAGAUAGAUUUGAAAAUCAUUUAGGAAUAAAGUCAAAAGGAUUUGAUGAUCAAAGACUGAGGUUGAGGGAGAAAAGAAAGAUCAAAUCUACUCUGAUUCUUUUUUAAAAUAUCGAAGACCUUGGCUUUUGGCUUAUCCAACUGAGGCUGAUAGUGCUGUUACAGAAACAGGGGACGCUAAAGGAAGCCUGUGUUUGAGAGGAAGGUUUUUAUGAGUCCAAUUAUGGACAAAUUCAGUAUGUGGAGCCUUCAAGACAUCCAAGUUGAGAUGUCAAGUAUUCAGUUAGAAAUAAAAGUCUGGAGAUAAGAGAAGAAAAUGUUAAGCUAAAGAUAGGAUUCGAGAGUCAUCAUCAAAUGAUAACAUCACAUACCUUGUGAUGAGCUCUCUUAUUAGUAUAUACAAUGGAAGAUAAAGUGGUUUAGAUUAAGUUUCUGUCAUUGUGAAUUAGAAAAAUUUGGAAACGUUUUGUGGGAGAGGAUGGCUGAAUCAUGAAAAAACAGGUGGAAGACAGAUAAGAAGAGAGAGAAGUAGAAAUGAAGGAAAUGGCAGGCACACAAUAAAAAUAUAACUAAAUAGAUUGCAGAGAUCUUUUUGGUUGCAAGUAGCAGAGAUACCAACCUAAACUUGGCUUGAUCAAAAAAAGGCAUCUAUAAACUCACACAUAACUGAAAAACUCAGAGUAUUCCACCUGCAAGCAAGGCUCUGUCCAGGGGUAGAACAACAUACUCAGAACCCAGUUCCUCUUUUUCUGUUUUUCAACUAUUUCCUUGGCAUUGACUUAAUAUGUUCUGCUCUCAUGAUCCCAAGAUUGUUACCAGUUGUUCCAGAGGCUACAUGUUCACGUCUAGCAAGUGAAAAGUCUAGCAAGAAAAAAACAAAGUUGUUUUUCUUACAUAAUAGGGCAAUGAAAACUCCAGAAUGGAUAUCAUUGGCCUAUUAAGGUCAUGUGCUCAUCCCUAAUAUUGUAGGUAGAGAUUGAGAUACACGGAUUAUCUUAAACUAGUUAUGGUGCACCUGUGGAGUGGAGACAAAUCCUCCCACCAAACCACCCAGAGUGUUAGGGAAGGGGGAUAGGAAAUCUACAAGGAUCUGUAUGAUAGGGAGACUUAAAUGCCAAGUUAGAGACCUUGGACUUAAUCCAGUAGACCAAAAAGAGCUCUUGUGUUUUGAACAGAAGAGGAAUCCAAGGAAACGUUUUAAGAAGUUAAAGUUUAAGGCAACUAUAGGACAUACUGCAGUGUUUAAGAAAUCUGUUCAAGAGUCUAUAGCAAUAAUCUAGGAAAGAGAUAGUGAAAGCCCAGACUAUGCUUUAGUAAGAAAUGUUGAUGAAAGGAUGACAGUAAUGAAGUGAUGGAUAUGAACAAUAUUUCAAAGAAUCCAGAGGACUUAGCAAGACAAUAAGAAUGAAAUUUGUGGUGGAACUUCAAACUCUUCCACUGAGAUUUUGACUAGUGUGAUGGCUUUGGCACUUAGAUAAAGAUGAGAUUCCUUUUUUUACCAUAGUACUUGACCCUCUUCUUCCAAACCCAGCUCUAAGCCAAGCUUUCCAUUUCGUUUUGUUCUAAUUAGUUACCAUCAUCUUGUGACCCAUUAUUCCCCACAUGCACAACUUUCCUAGGAGUCGAAAAGAAGGCAAGUUCCCACCUCUGUCAGAAUGAAAGCUGUCCUCAACUCGACAGAACGAGAACUUGCAGAUUAUACUGCAAAGUAGAAAGAUAGCUAUCACCACAAUCAUAGCAGCGGCACUUACUUUUUAACAAAUCUUUUUUAAGCACUGUGUCAACCUGCAAUAAUUCUAUUAGGAAGCAACGGAAAACCUCGUGGUUUAAACAAGUGGAAUCCAGAGGAAGCAGUUACUAGCAUUGGUUCAGCUGCUCAUCAAUAACAGAGCCUGUAUCUUUGUGUUUCUCUGGACUUUCAUUGUGUUUUACAUCAUGGUGACAAGAUGUCUGCUCUCCCUUCAAGUGUCACAUCCUCACUCAAGGCAAGCAAUUGUGUGCAACAGAGAAAAGGAACAGGAAUCUUUCUGUUUAUCAGUAAAGCAAAUUUCUGCCUGCAUUUCUUACUCAGCAUACUUCUUAUAGUUUAUGGGCCAGAAUGAGGUCACAUGACCAUUCUUAGCAGUAAAGGAGGCUGGGAAAGUCAAUAUUUGAUCUUCUCAUCUCUAUUUGUGACACAGCAAAGAAGAAGAAAAUUGGGAAUGGUUUUUGGGUGGCCAAGCAAUAGUAAGUUUUCCCUGAAAACUUACUGUUUUACACUGUACUCUGUGCUUACAUGUGUGUUACACUCUUGUCAUUUGUAUUUGACCUUGUAUUUAUCUGUAUUUGUGGCUUCCUCUACCCUUUAGGAGAAUAUUUGCCUGGUUAAUUACCAAUUUUAAAAAUAGACGUUUUAUUCUCUUUUUCCAUUAGCCACUGCCAACAUCUGCUUAACUCGUUCAGCAAAGAUGCAAGAAUUUUCGUUUCCCUGAGUAGGCAACUCAUAUUGACUAGAAAGGAUAUUAUUUUUAUUUAUGUCUAAUUAUCUUGGCAAGCAUCACCUGUGUGAAAGAAAAUAUAGCGAAAGUACCAGAUGAUUCCAUGGGGAUUUAGUAAAAGUAUCACAUUUUAUCUUGUCCAGGGUGUGACAGAGUCUCAUGUAAGGAUGUAUUUCCAAGAGACCUCAUCAACCUUGCCUUAGAAAGAAAUUCAAAACCAAAAUGUAGCACCUGCAUAUCAAAAAUAAAAUUAGUCAUUAUACCACUUGAUGCAAUGUUUAGAAAAAAUAGUCAAUUAAAGCGAUAUGAAUUCAACCAGAACCCUCUGCAGGCAGCAGCAUCAUGCAAUUCUGACUUCACAAUGACAUGAAAUUUUAAAUGACAACUGUGCUAAAUCAGGGAGCAGCAAACCCAAGCCAGGUUUAAAUUUAGUAACACUGCUAGUUUACUGAAAAUAACCUUCUCCAGAGCAGAUUCUCUAUAAAUUUCAGGUGACCAACUACUCGUUUUUCUGUUCUGCUCACAGACAAUCGGGGACCCAGGGGCUUCGGCAUUGAUGACUUCUCUUCUCUACGGCGUUUCUCGUGUCCACUUCACGAGUCUCCUUGGCCAGUCUUGAAACACUUGGGAAUUAAACAGAGAAUCCACUGCAUAUAUUCUUCUUGAAAAUUUCCAUCGUAUAUGUUCAGAACUUUCUGAAUAAGCAUAAGGAUUUGAAGGUGCUAACAAGCAGGGAAGAAGCCAAAAGGACAGCUGGCAGGCGAUGUGAGGCCAUGGAGUAUCCACCAACUGGAUAAUCAUUGCUGGAAUAAUUGGCAAGUGUCUGAAUGUAGGCUGCAGAAGUCCUGAAGGUUGAUGGAGGGCCAUGCUAUUCAAACAGCAGGCGUGGCUGAGACAGAAGCUGCUGGUGCUGGGAAGCCUUGCCGUUGGGAGUCUCCUGUAUCUGGUCGCCAGAGUUGGGAGCUUGGAUAGGCUACAACCCAUUUGCCCCAUUGAAGGCCGAUUCGGAGCCCGCAGUCAGGCUGAAUUCCCUCUGCGCGCCCUGCAGUUUAAGCGUGGCCUGCUGCACGAGUUCCGGAAGGGCAACACUUCCAAGGAGCAGGUUCGCCUUCAUGACCUGGUCCAGCAGCUCCCCAAGGCCAUUAUCAUUGGGGUGAGAAAAGGAGGCACGAGGGCCCUGCUUGAGAUGCUGAACCUCCAUCCCGCAGUGGUCAAAGCCUCCCAAGAAAUCCACUUUUUUGACAAUGAUGAGAAUUAUGCCAAGGGCAUUGAGUGGUAUAGGAAAAAGAUGCCUUUUUCCUACCCUCAGCAAAUCACAAUUGAAAAGAGCCCAGCAUAUUUUAUCACGGAGGAGGUUCCAGAAAGGAUUUACAAAAUGAACUCAUCCAUCAAGUUGUUGAUCAUUGUCAGGGAGCCAACCACAAGAGCUAUUUCUGAUUACACUCAGGUGCUAGAGGGAAAGGAGAGGAAGAACAAAACUUAUUACAAGUUUGAGAAGCUGGCGAUAGACCCUAAUACCUGCGAAGUGAACACAAAAUACAAAGCGGUAAGAACCAGCAUCUACACCAAACAUCUGGAAAGGUGGUUGAAAUACUUUCCAAUUGAGCAAUUUCACAUUGUCGAUGGCGAUCGCCUCAUCACGGAACCUCUACCAGAACUUCAGCUCGUGGAGAAGUUUCUAAAUCUUCCCCCAAGGAUAAGUCAGUAUAACUUAUAUUUCAAUGCUACCAGAGGGUUUUACUGCUUGCGAUUUAACGUUAUCUUUAAUAAGUGCCUGGCGGGCAGCAAGGGGCGCAUUCAUCCAGAGGUGGACCCCUCUGUCGUUACCAAAUUGCGCAAAUUCUUUCACCCUUUUAAUCAAAAGUUUUACCAGAUCACUGGAAGGACAUUGAACUGGCCCUAAAAUAAUAAGUCAUACAACACUAUGUGUUGUGCCUGGAGACAUACGAGGUCUCCUCUAGAUUAAAAUAUGCACUUUUCCUAGACACAACUAUCCACGUCAUUUUUCCGUGUAUACUUGUACAUACACAGUGUGUGACCAAAUAUAAGAUGAGUUCUUUUUCUAUUGAAAAUUUACAGAAAAGAAUUUGCUGUCUGCGUAGUUGCAUCUUUUAAGCUAUUUACAAAAAGAAUUGGUGGUGGUCUUAGGGGAAAGUGACUUCAGCUGUUCUCAAAGAGCUGGUCUUCCUUUGAGUCAGAAUUUGUCGCCCACCAUUUUCAUAGAUUUAAGCCAAAAGAUUAAUGUGUGAAAAUGUACCAAUGGCUGUGAAGCUUCAGGAAGUAGACGAUUCAGUUAUGCAUUCUUUUCUAAGGGAAAGCUGGCUUUUUAAUUCAGAUACUGAAUUGGUGCCGUGGAAACAGGAAAUACUAUUUUCUUAUUAUUUCAAAGAAUGUCUUAUCUCAUGAAACUGACAUUGUUCCAGAGUUCCUGUGGUGAUUUUGCACUAUCGUUUUCCCGUAUGGACCAUGGUGUCACUUGUAGCAUGUCAAUCACACAUUGGAAAGUCAAGUCCUUUUACUUCCAUGUUGUAUGUCAACAAAGAGAAGUGUCCUGUACAUAAUGUAUAUUGUUGUAAAUACUGGUUUCACACUAAGUAAUUCUAUUUUGUAAACUGAAUAUGGCUAUUUAAUUUAUUGUGAGAAUUAAAUCUAUUGUGGUAUUUAAAAAUGGAAUGGAUUAAAAUUACUCUAUGUGCAACUUUUUUUUUUAAUUCAUUUUGUUUUACGUGCCCCUUGCUGGCUGCCCAAAUCCAAGCUGUUUAUGUGCGUUCAAGAGAGCACUUGGAAAGAUGUGCUUCUCCUGGAUUUCUACACCCUUGUGAAAAUGUAUUUACUAAUGAGGUUGAGUAUAUUAAGAAAAAAAAUCUCAACCAUCGGGAAAUCUAGAGUAAUAGUCACCUGAAAGAACCUAGUGCUACUCUGCUACAACUUUGUAACAAUUCAUUUCCUUGCAGUGGCUGCUGUGCCAGGAGAAAGACAAGAAAUACUUGAACAUAAUUGAGGCAUAGAAGAACCACAGUUUUAUUUGAGCCUCUAAUCAGAGUCAGACCGGUAGAGAAAUUAAAUAAAAUAAGAUUAUAAAACUCACGUGGCCUCUGUACUGAAAGCUGCUGAUGCUUCAAAAAUGAAUACAAACUCUCAGAACUCCCUCUUUGAGAUAAAAAUAUAUCAAUCUGCUCAAAAAUGAUCAAAAUGCCUAGUGUUGCUAUUACUAACAUAAACAUAUGGCUCAUAUUUCCAUCUAGAGAAAUUAAUGCUAAAUUGGGUGCUUGUUAACAUCAGAUACACUGUAUUAUGGCUAAAUAUAAUUCAGAAAACCGUGGAAAGAAGUAUCAACUAAAAAAGAGAUGGAUUUUGCACAAUCACGGUUGCUUCUCCAGUGGAAGAUGCCUAAGGGAGUUUUGUGCAACAUCACGUUGAGAGUGCUUAGAGAAAUCAGCAAAUUACAAUGGGUUCCCUUUUGAUUGUAAUAAGUGUUGAUUUUCUCCAUGAGCUGUUUAUCCUGUCCAGUGAUUUGAUGGUGAACUUUUCUAAAUAAAUAGCCCUUUCCCCUC
Messenger RNA from Equus caballus (horse), 6906 nucleotides. It is a transcript of the gene HS3ST5, whose product is annotated as heparan sulfate-glucosamine 3-sulfotransferase 5. Gene Ontology annotation, molecular function: [heparan sulfate]-glucosamine 3-sulfotransferase activity. The record is from RefSeq and is a predicted model, not a curated record. Lineage: Eukaryota; Metazoa; Chordata; Mammalia; Perissodactyla; Equidae.